UACGCGCCGCGUUUAUCUACCCAAGCCCAAAAGUUCCCCAUAGAAGCACUUUUGGUUCCGUCGAGAGGCGAAACAUGCGCAACCGCCGUUUUGCGCAGGCGCCGCCGAGCGACGACGAGGAGAGCGCUCUGCCUCCGCGGCGGAAGUCUGCAGGCGCUGAGAACCUGAACCGAAGGAAGCGUAAGGUCGUACAAUUCCCCGACGAUGACGAAGAGGAGGACGCGAAAGUGAGCGACCGCAAGAAGAAGAAGCAGAAGAAGGACGCUGAGCCUGAGCCGGAGGUGGCGAGCGAGAAUGAGGAGCAGGCGGAUGUGGAGGCGCAGCCGAUUGGAGCGGUGGUUAGGGUUACGGGGAAAGGAAGAGGAAGGAGGAGUCAUUACGAAUCGUUUGAGUACAAUGGCACUCAAUAUUUCCUUGAGGAUCCGGCGCUCUUUCAUCCUGAAGAAAAGAAUCAGAAGCCUUAUGUGGCUAUAAUUAAGGACAUUUCUCAAACCUGGCAUGGUGAAUUGAUGGUAACAGGACAGUGGUUCUAUCGCCCAGAGGAGGCAGAAAAAAGAACCGGUGGAAAUUGGCCAUUAAUUGAUACAAGAGAACUGUUCUAUAGUUUCCACAGAGAUGAAGUUCCAGCAGAAUCCAUCUUUCAUAAGUGUGUGGUUCACUUUAUACCUCUGAAUAAGCAGAUUCCAGCUCGCCAGCAACACCCUGGUUUUUUUGUGCAGAAAGUGUACGACACUGAACAGAGGAAGCUCUUUAAGCUAACAGAUAAAGAUUAUGAAGAGAGCAAACAGCAUGAGAUUGAUCUUCUUGUUCAAAAGACUCUUGCACGGCUUGGAGAUGUACCAGACCUUGUGCCUGAGGAUACUGAUGUUGAUCAUGAAGAUCAAGUAAAGAGUAAGAGACUUCUUAGACGAAAGAGCAUUUCACAUUUGGAUGUCUCCAGGGAUGAUGAAGGACUUGGUGGCAGACCCCAAUCUCUUAAACCUGGAACUCCAGUGAACGAUUCUGGUAGUUCAUCAGAACACUAUGCUAUUCUUUCAAAAUUUAAGAUGUUGACUGAGGAAACUCAGCGUGACAAGUGGUUGGAAAAGCUUCUUCAAUCUAUUCAGUACAUAUGCACUCCUGCUGGAAGUAAGCCGAAUAAUGGGGAAGACAGGCUUGGUUCAGAUGUUCGAAGUCCUGAUAAUAAUAGUGGUGGCUCUAAUAAUGGAUCGCAUGAUAAGGCUUCGAAUGAAGGUUCAUCAUUCGAGUGGCCCGAUGCAGCUGUUCCAGCCAUAGUUGCACUUGAGAAAGCCGCACACUCUGCACUCUCGGCUGAUUUUCAGAAGUAUAACCAAAAGAUGCGGCAGUUAGCUUUCAAUCUUAAGAGUAAUGCUACACUAGCACGACGCCUUCUGAAUAAGGAGCUGGAACCUUCACAAAUAUUGAAUAUGUCACCUCACGAAUUAAAGGAAGGUUUAACGGCAGAGGAAAUAGCAAGCAGGGAACCCGAGAAAUCAGGCCGCUUGCAGAUGACUGACGCUCGCUGUAAAAGAUGCAAUGAGAAACAAGUGGGUUUGAUCGAUAUCAUCCAGACUGGACACGGAGACCGCUAUCAGCUGGAGUGCGUCGCCUGCGGCAACACCUGGUAUGCGUCUAGAGACGACGCGGCGUCGUUGACAAUUGAAGGCCCGAACUCCACCAAAACUGUCGGCACUGCGCCGCUGGCCACCUCUAAGUUCGAAGAGGUGGAGAAGACUCUGACGAGCCCCGGCAGAGGCGCCACCACCACCACCACCACCGAUGUCCUCAAGAAAACUACAGAAGCAAAUGCCCCGCCCGUGGUCGAGCUCCAGAGCCAGAAGUCAUUCGACAAAAUACAGACGGACGAAAAAGAGAGGGAAAAGGAAAAACCCGCAGACGGUAAUGCUGCCCCGUAAUGUAUGGUUUCUGUUCGAAGCCGCCCGCGGUCAGCGCCGUGGCGGCGAUGGCAGGGGCAGCGGUUUUGUAUAUAUAUAUAUUUAUAUUUAUAUGAGAGAUAUGUAGUGUGUUUGGAGCUCAAACUAAUGUAAUGCAUAGUUUAGGCUUAGUUUUGAUGUUUAUACAGGUUAAGAAGAUGGUGUAUAAGUUACUUAUAUUGUCUGUAUAUGUCAAUUCCCGUUUGCCUUAUUAUA
Molecule: messenger RNA, 2150 nt
Organism: Andrographis paniculata
Lineage: Eukaryota; Viridiplantae; Streptophyta; Magnoliopsida; Lamiales; Acanthaceae
Exons: 8
Coding region: 75-1916 (613 amino acids)
Biological process (GO): DNA-templated transcription
Molecular function (GO): chromatin binding
Source: RefSeq, a predicted model, not a curated record